Molecule: messenger RNA, 1766 nt
Organism: Branchiostoma floridae (Florida lancelet)
Lineage: Eukaryota; Metazoa; Chordata; Leptocardii; Amphioxiformes; Branchiostomatidae
Product: cytochrome P450 2J6-like
Exons: 8
Coding region: 11-1525 (504 amino acids)
Biological process (GO): xenobiotic metabolic process
Cellular component (GO): cytoplasm; intracellular membrane-bounded organelle
Molecular function (GO): heme binding; oxidoreductase activity, acting on paired donors, with incorporation or reduction of molecular oxygen, reduced flavin or flavoprotein as one donor, and incorporation of one atom of oxygen; iron ion binding
Source: RefSeq, a predicted model, not a curated record
AUGUUAGAAAAUGGCGACGGGCACACUUUCUCUGGAGAUCUUUGAGCCAUUUCGUCUGAAUAUUCAGACGUUCCUUGUGUUCUGCCUUGUCUUUCUCCUGACCUACCUGUAUCUUAGACGUCCCCGGAACUUGCCUCCCUACCCGGCAGGAUGGGUGCCUGUUCUCGGGCACCUCCCCGCCUUGGGCCGAGCGCCUCACCUGAAGCUGACGGCGUGGAGGCGGCAGUACGGGGACGUCUUCACCGUCAGGAUGGGGAUGGAAGAUGUGGUGGUUGUGAACGGCUACAAGGCUGUCAAGGACGUGAUCGUGGACAGGUCCGAGCUGUUCGCUGACAGGGCACCGUCGUACAUAUUUGAUGCUUGUACUGGUUUCGGAAAAGACAUCGGCGGUGGACGAUGGGGGAAUGAAAUGAAACAGAAAAGGAAAUUCAUCUCUGCGUCCCUGAAGGCACUUGGCAUGAAAGUGGGGACAGGAAGCGUUGAAGAAAAUAUCCGAGAAGAAGCAGGCCUCCUCUGUGACAAGGUGGCAAAAUAUAGAGGGAGGCCUUUUGACAUCGAGAGAGAUCUACACGUGGCAAUAGGCAACGUCAUCUGCUCUAUGAUCUUCGGGAAUCGCUUCGACCACGCUGAUGAGACGUUUAAAGACCUCACGAGAUCAGCCAUGACUGUCAACUCAAAAAUAGGACCUGCACAGCUCGUGAGCGUCUUUCCAGUACUGCGAUUUGUUCCCGGCGCAAACAAGUCAAUUAAGGAUGCACUCCACCACGCCGCGAAGAUGCAGAAGUUUAUUCGGGAUGAGAUAGUUCGCCACCAGCAGGACACGGAUCCAGACAAUCCACGUGACUUCAUCGAUUUUGGCCUGAAGGAAGUCGAGAAUCAAGGAAAGGUGAAGAACUUCACCAAGGAAAAUGUGAUGUACAUCGCUCAUGACUUCCUCCUUGCUGGGAUCGACACCAGUGCCAGCACUCUGCGCUGGGCCUUGCUAUACCUGGCCAUGGACACAAACAUCCAAGAGAGGGUGCAAGCGGAGAUUGAUGCCGUUGUUGGCGGCGCCCUGCCCGCCCUGUCCCACCGCCCCCAGCUGCCCUACACCGACGUCUGCAUCAUGGAGGCGCAGCGGAUCCGUACGGUGGUUCCUCUCGGUCUCCCGCACGCCACCACUCGGCAGGUUACCAUAAAUGGAUUUGACCUUCCUGCUGGAACGCAAGUCCUGAACGACUUGUGGUCCGUCCACAUGGACCCCGAGUACUGGCCUGACCCUGAGCGGUUUGACCCCAGCAAGUUCCUAGACGCAGAAGGGCGCAUCAUCAACAAGCCCGAUGCCUUCAUGCCAUUUUCAGGAGGACGGCGGGGUUGCCCAGGGGACCAGCUCGCUAAGAUGGAGCUGUUUCUGUUCUUCACCACCCUCCUGCAGAACUUCACCUUCCGCUUACCGGAGGGGGUUACGUCCUAUCCUACUGAGGGAGAGUUCGGUAUCGUCCUUCGCCCACCCGGGUCCCAUGUGCUCUGUGCCACUCCGCGUUGAGAGACCAAUUCUAUAGGCUGGUUCACGGUUUGAGCUGUACAUGCGCAGCGUGAAGUAUUGUGGGUAAUGUGUCAAAGUCGAAUGCCUCUGAGACACAAAUGAAACGCAUUUAGACAGCAUGGUCUAGACAAGAAUUUACCAUGAGCUAUGACCUCCCUUCACCUUUGACCAGCGCAUGCGUAAUUCAAACCGUAAACUGACUUACAGUCCCAACCACCCUCGAACACCAAUGUUACUCGGA